This is a messenger RNA of Jatropha curcas, 2593 nucleotides long. The record is from RefSeq and is a predicted model, not a curated record. Lineage: Eukaryota; Viridiplantae; Streptophyta; Magnoliopsida; Malpighiales; Euphorbiaceae.
UUCGGAAUCACCUUAGAGCGAUUUGGUCGUGGUUCUAUCCUUUUUGGAACCAAACCAAAUUCGAAACCCGUGGUUAUUGAGCUGUGGUCAUCCGCACGAGUAAACGGGACAAGUGGACACUCUGAAAUUGGUAGUCUUCCCUCUGCAAAAUCAUUGUCUAUUCUAUGGUCUAAGAUAUAGGAUAUAGAAUAGAAAAGAAAUACGUAACUAACUCAUCUUGGUUAUCUGUGCCAUACAUAGAGAAAAAAUUUUUGAAAUAAGGGUAAACAAUGGAAGGAGGCGGGGCAGCGGCGGCGAUGGGGCUGAGGGAGGUGGUGGUUGACUCCACUUCCCCUCACAUCCUCAACACUCACCUCAUUCAGUACCAUAAUGGUUUCACUCCACCUAAGUGUCACACCAAGGAAAAGGGAUGGUGGAGGACAGUAGUACUAGCAUAUAAGACACUUGGAGUAGUAUUUGGAGGGCUUGUAACUUCACCUCUAUACGUGUACCCAUCAAUGCCAUUGAAGUCUCCAACGGAAGAGGACUACCUUGGAAUCUAUAGUAUCAUGUUUUGGACUCUUACUCUUAUUGGGGUAGUCAAAUAUUGCUGUUUAGCCCUCAUGGCUGAUGAUCACGGUGAAGGUGGAACAUUUGCCUUGUACUCUUUGCUAUGCAGAAAUAUAAAUAUCAAAAUCCUUUCUUCCAAAAGGGUAGAGUCAAGCUCACGCUCUGUCUCUCAUGAAGGCAUUGGUAGUAAGAGUUGGCUCGGCAAAUUUUUUGAAAGAAGUAUAGUUGCUAGAAGGGUGCUACUUUUCAUUGCUAUGUUAGGAACGUGUAUGCUAAUUGGAGAUGGCAUACUUACCCCGGCAAUCUCAGUAUUGUCUGCAAUGGAUGGAGUGAGAGCACCAUUUCCUUCGGUCAAGAAAUCUUUGGUGGAAGUUCUUUCUGCAGUGAUUCUGGUUGUUCUGUUUCUGUUACAAAAGUUUGGCACCUCUCGAGUAUGUUUUCUUUUUUCCCCUAUCAUGGGUGCGUGGACCUUGUGUACUCCACUGGUGGGGACUUAUAGCAUACUACGACAUUACCCAAGCAUUUUCAAAGCUUUGUCACCACAUUACAUAUUCCACUACUUUUGGAGAAAUGGAAAGGAAGGCUGGUUGUCGCUCGGUGGUACUAUUCUCUGUAUCACAGGCUCUGAGGCAAUGUUUGCUGAUCUUGGUCAUUUUAACAGGAGUUCUAUCCAGAUCGCUUUUUUGUUUACAAUAUAUCCCUCACUUGUUCUGACGUAUGCGGGGCAAACAGCAUACCUUAUCAAGAACCCUAAUGAUCAUAAUGAUGGAUUUUACAAGUUUAUUCCGCAUAAAGUUUAUUGGCCAAUCUUUGUGAUUUCCACAUUGGCAGCAAUCGUUGCAAGCCAGUCACUGAUAUCAGCCACCUUUUCUGUCAUCAAGCAAUCUGUAGUCCUGGACUAUUUCCCUCGAGUUAAGGUGGUGCAUACAUCUUCUAACAAAGAGGGUGAAGUUUACUCCCCAGAAGUCAAUUACAUCCUUAUGGUCCUUUGCAUUGCAGUUAUACUUAUUUUUGGAGACGGAAAAGAUAUCGGAAAUGCUUUUGGUGUUGUUGUUAGUCUAGUAAUGCUGAUUACCACAGUAUUACUUGCACUAGUAAUGAUCAUAAUUUGGAGGACUCCACCAUUGCUGGUUGCACUUUACCUCUCUGUAUUUUUUACAAUGGAAGGUGUUUAUGUCAGUUCAGUUUUAACUAAAAUAUCUGAGGGUGGAUGGAUUCCAUUUGCCAUAUCUUUUAUCCUUGCAUUCAUCAUGUUUGGCUGGUUCUAUGGAAGGCAAAGAAAGACAGAUUAUGAGUUAACUCACAAGAUAGACAUGGGAAGACUUGAAAUGUUAUUGUCCGAGCCGGGCGUCCAACGGGUUCCUGGAUUAUGUUUCUUUUACACAAAUAUUCAAGAUGGCCUGACUCCGAUCCUCGGACAUUAUGUUAAAAACAUGAAAUCUCUACACAAAGUAACUAUUUUCACCACGCUUCGAUACUUGUUGGUUCCUAAGGUUGAUCCAAAUGAGAGGACUGUUGUCAACAAAUUGGGUCACAGAACUUAUGGGUGUGUAAUUCAAUAUGGCUAUGCAGAUUCUCUAAAUCUUGAAGGAGAUGACUUUGUAACUCAAGUUACUGAUAGCUUGCGGCUGCAUAUACAAAACGGUCGCGGCUGUUUACCAGAUGAUUCUCUAGAGGUUCAAGAAGAGAUGUCCGCCUUCGAAGAGGCAAAGCGGGCUGGCGUUGUUCACAUUCGGGGGAAGACGAGGUUUUAUAUAGGCAAGAACUGUGGCUGGUUUGAUAGAAUCAUGCUUGCAUUUUAUGAAGUCAUGCACAGUAAUUGUAGGUCUGCACUGCCAGCUCUUGGUGUGCCGCCACAACAACGAAUUGAGGUUGGAAUGUUAUACGAGGCUUGAAUUAAUGUUAUGAUGGGAUUUAAUUACACUUUUUAUAUCUGAGUUGUAUACACAGGAAUAAAAAAUUAUCAUGGCAGGAGAUUACAGAGUGAAUUUAAUUAUGUAACAUUUUUUAAUCCACUAAGAAGGAUGAAUAAAAAUACAUUCUU